CGUGCCAGAAACAUCCGUCAGAGAGCUGCGGCUGGCUGGGCGUCGAGCUUUAUACUGCGAGCUGUUGGGCCUGUUGGUAUGCUCGUUUUUUCGUUGUUUUUUUUUUCCUCGGCAACCGUGAAACACGUUGUAACCGACUCGGACGGAGUAAAUUUUGGUGCCGCGGGACUAUACCUCCAUGGAGAGUCCCGGUUGUUGGAUAUCGCAGUGUGUGUCGGCCGUGUGAGCUAAACGCUUCGUGGUUGCUUAUCUCGAGGUUUACAGUGGUGACACCCUUUAAAUACCAGGGAUCAUUGUGAACUGGGUGAUUCCUACGGUGACAUUGCGAGGAUUCGUAAAAUGAACGAGGGAUAGUGGUGAUCGUGACAACGAAAAGGUGUUGAGCGUUUCGAAGCCCGUCGACUGGAGUCUGUAUCGAAAACGGUGAAACUAUAUGAACGAAUGGACGAUGUACCUGUCAACGUUCGGACGGUAGGGUGUCGAUUAAGAAGAGUCGAUAUAAUCGAGGAGUCGUGAGGUAUCGCGGUGAAUAUUCUCGGACGAUUUAAAGAAAAUUGCGGUCAAAGUGUUUUCGAGGGGUAACCCGUGGGUGGACGUCUGUCGGACGAACGUUCUAUCGAAGGAUCUGGCGCCUAGACGGCUGCAGGCAUGCGGCGUACCUGACUCCGCCGAGGUGUCUCGAGCCCGCGCGAGUUGCACAAGCGGCCAGUCCAUCAGCCAGGCGUACGAUAAUCGUACGAUGAUGCCGCUCGCGCCGACGCCAAUUGUACCGGUGCCAUCGAAGCCGAAGAUCGGCUUCAGCAUCGACUCGAUCGUCGGCGGCGGCGGACAGGGCCGCGAGGACCGUUUGGACAGGCUGGAACGAGUCGAGAUCGAGCGGGAUGGAAGUCCGAUGGACGUGGUCGAGGGUUCCUCUUCCCCCCGGAGUCGACGAGUAACCGCGAGAUCACCCGGGGCUCAUUCCGAGGGCUCCGAUCGACCCGUGUCACGAAGCUCCUCCGUGGAAUCGUAUCCGAACUCGCGGAGGCCGCCGUCGCAUCCCGGCAGCCACCACCACCAUCACCCGAACCAUCACGGACAUCAUCAUCAUCAUUUAACAGCGACGACCCAUCUCGACUUCAGCAGGACGACCGUUCACAGUCACAGCGGAGGUUCCACGCCCAACAAUAGUCCCAGUCCUCCUCACAGGAUAUCGCACGGCGAUUCUCCCGUUGGGGCGCAUCCCCAACCGCCGCCAGGAGUCGUCAGACCGAGUCCGAAUUAUCUCGCGCCGCCUGGCGCGGCGACUGCAGCCGCGGUUGCGGCCGAGCAAUUGAAAUCUCUUUACGGGCUGCCUGGGCACGGGCCUGCCGGACCUCAGACCGGCCAGAACGAGUAUCACACGCAGCAGCUAGCUCUGGCAGCGAAUUUGGCUGCGGCGCAACAUUUCCAAGCGGCGAAUCUCGCAGCCGUGGCCCUCCAGGCGCACCAUGGUGCGUCGCCUCAUGGACCGCCGCAUGGGCCUUAUCCUCAUGGAGGCGCCCCGGCCGGACCUCAUCCUCCGCCGCAUCCUCAUCAACCGCCCAGGGACAGCUAUCCGCUUUAUCCUUGGCUGCUGUCCAGGCACGCAGGAAGGAUCUUCCCUCAUAGAUUCCCUGGAGGCCCGGACAUACCAGGUUUCCUUCUGCAGCCAUUCAGGAAGCCGAAGAGAAUAAGGACGGCCUUCAGCCCCAGCCAGUUGCUGAAGCUGGAGCACGCGUUCGAGAAAAAUCACUACGUGGUCGGAGCCGAGAGGAAACAGUUGGCGCAAGCGCUUUCCUUGACGGAGACCCAGGUGAAAGUCUGGUUUCAAAAUCGACGAACGAAACACAAGCGGAUGCAGCAGGAGGAGGAAGCGAAAGCGCAGCAGCAAUCCGGUGGCGGAGGUGGCGGUGGCGGCGGCGGCGGCGGGGGUGGCGGGAACGGUAACGGGAACUCGAACAAUAAUCCUAAUAACAAGAACACCCAUCACGUGAGCAAAUGGCAGCAGGAGACCGGUGACUAUCACCACGAGGAGGAAGAGGAAGAGGAGCACAUCGAUCCGGAGGCGGAGGAGUGUUCGAGCGGCUCGGAGGCGUAGCUAGACGUUCUCUGCCUGGACUAAGCUGCCGGGAAUUGCAUUCGACUGAUAAAAAAAUCCUUGGGACUCGACGCCCCAUGGGAAAAAACGUCAAAUUUUGAUGGAAACAAGAAUCGUAACAUGGUGCGAAAGCAGAUUCGGUGGGAGUAGAGGGAAGGGUUGAAUGAAACUGCUGGAACAGAAAUUUGCAUCGUGAUCGUCCAAAGAUUGUGCAACAAUGUGGGACUUGGAGGCAGAGAACGAAAUUGCCGAAGACAUUAAGUGAUGUGUAGAAGUUCAAAGUACGAGUACUGCUGGUAAAAACCAAAAAUGCUCAAAUGAGACGGGGAAUUGUCGAAUUCGUUGCUUAAGAAAUUGCGAGAAAUUCCAUAGGUCAUGGAAUCAGCCGCGAACGCUGCGUAGACGAAGAGGCUAGGAAUCGUUGUAAUCGGCGAACGGAAUCGUCCUGCGGAUUUCCAAAGAUCGCAACGUCGACUCGAACGGAACAAGAAAACCCGAUACUUAAUGGAGCUCGUGUCUCGUCAGAACAAUCGUAAUCGUUCGGGAGGAUCGCGGAAUCGGCGCUCGACGACUUCCGCAAUCGUCGAUAAACGACACCGGAAGACUGUGAAUUAUCCUGUUGGCAAGACUGACACAGUUGACCUAUUUAUUUCGGCGUACCUCGCUACGAAUGCUCACGAUGGAACUGGCCCGAGUCGGGUGUCCCUCCGCGAGAGAAUCGAUGGGACUGCGCGGACUUUUCAACAUUUCGGAAGCUGAGUAAUGGAGGCAUUGUUCCUCGGGGUCGGGCAAAGCCAAAUGGACAGGCUUCCGGCGGAAACGGCGGCAAACGUUUCCAACGACUUGGUGGACCGAAAACUUUUCCCUCCUCUCGAUGGUAUCGCGCCCCUUUUUAUCAUAGUUCCUCGAUCAAUUUACUAAAGGACGAGGGAGGAAUAUUCCUCGAGGGCAUAGCGUCGGUACGUGGACGUCAGUUCGGGUCCACGGUUCCAGUUUAAUCCCGGAUGGAUCGCCGGGUUCGUACGAAUCUUGCCAUAGAUCGUCCAUAGCUGGUGGAGCAGCGAUGUACAUAAAUAAAUAUCGAGAGGAAUCGUAGACUGUGAUCCCCGCGGCGGAUCAACCGUCCUGAGUCUUGCUACAAAACGACGAAAGGAUCGAUCCUUUAUUCGAGAAAGGAUGAACGCGUAUAUCUGUGAACGUGUGUGUGUGUAUAUGCGUGUUACUGUAUCACUGUAAAUAGUUCGGGGAGGAACACGAGGAUCGCGCGUAGAAACGAAAGAACGUGAGAGAGCAAGAGGAUGAAUGCCUGUCGAUGAUGUGUGGACACGCGCGAUACAUUUGCGGAGAGCGAUAAUACGACGGGGAGGGGGAGGAGAGUGCCAAACUUCGUACAUACCCUUUUUAGAGAGAUCGAAGAAUCCCAGUGUAAACGUGCGAAUUUUACUUAAACGUCGUCGUUGUCCACGAGCGACCAGUAUUUCCCUUUUGUCGAAUCGAUGUUCGAGGUGUACUGACGAUUUAAAUUAUUAUUAUAUCAAUUACGUUAGUUGGACAGUCGAGCCUGGCAGCGGUGACGAUCGUUCUCACGAAGGGUCGCCUUCCUUUUUUUCCUCUUUCUCGGUCCCUCCGAGGAUGGAUGUAUUAUCUCUUUGAGUCGGUUUCUCGGGGAUGGAUCGUUAGAAAUUGAUCCGGACGAGAUUCGAAUCGAGGGACCCCGCGUCGUUGGAAACUCGCCCGGAUCGAGAUGGAUCGUGAUCCUUCGGCGAACGAUCGUGUCAGCCACGGUUCGACCAGUACGUUUUGUAAAUACGUUGUACAUAAAAGAAUUGUGAUUUUAUUCGACGUGCAAAAAAGGCGUAGGAUUGUACGGUCAUUCUCGAAUGAUUCAGUUCGUGUUCUAACGAUAUAGCGAAAUAAAUUAUAUCAUCUCUUCACGACAUACACUUAUGAGUUUCAUUCACAAGCCUCCAGUGCGGAAUCUUUAAGUAUAAAUCGAUUGCAUGAACGAUUAGCACUAUUUCACUCCUCGCCACAGAACAAGGAUAUUAACCAGUACACUUUAUCAACAUUUCAUUUGAUUAACACAUCACAAUCCAAAAUACCGCAAAACUCACUCUUUUCACGAAUGUCUCGUCAAACUUUGA
Ceratina calcarata is the source of this 4242-nucleotide messenger RNA. Its product is annotated as homeotic protein empty spiracles. Gene Ontology annotation, molecular function: RNA polymerase II cis-regulatory region sequence-specific DNA binding; DNA-binding transcription factor activity, RNA polymerase II-specific. Gene Ontology annotation, cellular component: nucleus. Lineage: Eukaryota; Metazoa; Arthropoda; Insecta; Hymenoptera; Apidae. The transcript has 3 exons. Bases 740 to 2098 code for a protein of 452 amino acids. The record is from RefSeq and is a predicted model, not a curated record. Gene Ontology annotation, biological process: neuron differentiation; brain development; central nervous system development.